AGCGGGUAAAUUUAGAUUCGCCUGUUGCUCGAGGAGGGCGGAAACCUGAGCCAAGGCAGCCUUUCUCCCGGGAGAAGACAGUGAACUUUGUGUCUGUCUCACCCUACACGAAAUGCGAGCUUAAACCUUUCCACCUUCGCAGAGUUUGGGCCCUCACUGGGAGUCAAUUCAUCAGUGUGCUUUCUGAGUCGCUAAGAACAUGGUACGAGAACAGUAUACCACAGUCACGGAGGGCUUCCACCUAGAGAGGCCUGAGAGCCAGCACGUCUACAAGAUCGGCAUUUACGGCUGGAGGAAGCGCUGCCUAUACCUGUUCGUCCUUCUCUUGAUCGCCACCCUCACUGUGAAUCUCGCUCUCACCAUCUGGAUCCUAAGAGUGAUGUGGUUUUCCCCAACAGGAAUGGGCUACUUGCAUGUCACACCUGAUGGACUUCGCCUGGAAGGGGAAUCGGAAUUUUUAUUUCCACUGUAUGCCAAAGAAAUAUGCUCCAGGGUGGACUCCUCUUUGCUUCUGCAAUCAACACAGAAUGUGACGCUCAGUGCCCGAAACUCAGAAGGGGAGGUCACAGGCAGGGUCAAAGUGGGUCCCCAAAUGGUAGAGGUCCAGAGCCAGCACUUUCGGAUCAGUUCUGAAGAAGGCAAGCCACUGUUCACCGCCGAGGAGCAGGACAUAGCGGUCAGCACAGGCAGACUGCGGGUAACAGGUCCAGAAGGAGCUCUAUUUGAACACUCAGUGGAGACACCGCUUGUCAAUGCUGUCCCAUUUCAGGACCUUAGGUUAGAAUCUCCAACUCGAAGUCUAAGCAUGGAUGCCCCCAGGGGGGUUCACGUUAAAGCACAGGCUGGGAAGAUGGAGGCCCUUUCUCAAAUGGACAUCGUCAUGCAGAGUACGGAUGGAGUGCUGGUGCUUGACGCUGCAACCGUGGGUCUGCCCAAGGUGAAGCAGGGGACACGGGGCGCCGCUGCAGGCAGCCCUCACGGGUUCUAUGAGAUUUGUGUGUGUCCUGACGGGAAGCUGUACCUGUCUGUGGCUGGUGAGGCCACCACCUGCGAGGAGCACAGCCACAUCUGUCUCUAG
Messenger RNA from Acomys russatus (golden spiny mouse), 1078 nucleotides. It is a transcript of the gene Sgcg, whose product is annotated as sarcoglycan gamma. The record is from RefSeq and is a predicted model, not a curated record. Gene Ontology annotation, biological process: cardiac muscle tissue development; heart contraction. Gene Ontology annotation, cellular component: sarcolemma; sarcoglycan complex. The coding region runs from base 200 to 1078 and encodes 292 amino acids. Lineage: Eukaryota; Metazoa; Chordata; Mammalia; Rodentia; Muridae. The transcript is spliced from 8 exons.